Molecule: messenger RNA, 1870 nt
Organism: Rana temporaria (common frog)
Lineage: Eukaryota; Metazoa; Chordata; Amphibia; Anura; Ranidae
Product: extracellular tyrosine-protein kinase PKDCC-like
Exons: 7
Coding region: 32-1429 (465 amino acids)
Biological process (GO): protein phosphorylation
Molecular function (GO): ATP binding; non-membrane spanning protein tyrosine kinase activity
Source: RefSeq, a predicted model, not a curated record
GAGGUGAGAAGCUGGUCACAGCAGCAGCACAAUGAAAGGACACAUCAUUUUCCUUGGUGCCGCUCUCCUAUUUAUUGGCAUUUUUGUGAAACUUUCACCCCAAGGAAAAGGUUCCUAUAAUGACAAAUACCUGUCCCUGCUGGGGUCCCCGCACAGCCCCGACCUGCGCAAGGAAAUCGCCCAAAGGCACAGGGACCUGAUGAUCUUCCAUAAAAUGUUACUGGGUCGCCAAAGGACAGAUCCCGAGGGUGAGCCGCUGAGGAUUCUGGGAGCCGAGCCACCGCCACGCGAGACGCUAACGUGCCAAGACCUCUCCGAUUUGUCGGCAAUCGAUUACAUCGGGUCCGGCUUUACCAAACUGGUCCUGAGGGGGACUUUAUUGAACGGCGAAGCUAUUGCGAUCAAGACGGUCCACGGCGAAGGGAACGACGUGAAAAACUGCGUGAAGGCGUACGGCGACCGCGUCGGCUGUCACCGGCUGGCUACGUACAAACUGCAGAAGGAGAUCGCGCUGAUGCAGAUUCUGCGCCACCCCGGCGUCACCCAGCUCCAUGGACAGUGCUACGUGAAUAGCGAACCCGCGGACCUGAGGGUCACCGCCAUGCUGGAUCUGGGGUCUCCCCUUGAGAUGAUUCAGCUCCUGCAGGCCCCCUGGGAGGAGAGAUUUAAAGUCUGCCUAGAACUGGUGCGGUUAUUACAUUACCUGGCGCACUCGCCCUUGGGUUCCGUUGCCCUCCUGGAUUUCCAGCCGCGGCAGUUCAUCCUGGUGGAAGGAAAUCUGAAGCUGACGGAUUUGGAUGACGCCACCAAUGAGGAGAUCUCGUGUAGGCAGGAUGCGGAUUGCGCCCUCACCUUUCCUGCCAGGAGUUUCGCCGUCGCAUGCUCUACGGGAGGGACCUGCAUGGGAGCCAAUGAGAAGAGAAAUCUCUACAAUGCUUACAGAUUUUUCUUUACUUACCUCUUGCCCCACGCCUCACCUCCUGCCCUUCGACCUCUCCUCCAGGACAUCAUGAAUGCAACAGGUGAUUUACGCUUCGGGAUUCAUGAAACCCUGAAGGCCUUUGAAGAUGUCCUGAGCUAUUACAAGUCAGGAAUGAACCAGAGCUGGACCCAAGAUCUGAGAGAAUACUCGGCGCAGAAAGGAUUUCGUAUCAACGAGACGACCAACGAUUUCCGCUGCUGGCCGUCUUAUAACCACCAGGGAUGCCUGCUGUCUAUGCACAGCGCCACCGAGGCGGCACAAUUCUGCAGCAGUCACCCCCGCUGCUGGAACUUCAUGAUCGGCCAACAGAGGACAUGGACGGGUCGCUAUCUUGUGUCCUUUACUAGCGGCGGAGCGCGGCUUAUCCCAGAGGAGAACUCAUUUGUCUACGUCAAGCAGUCAAGUGACAACGGAAGUCACGAUGUACAAAAUAUACAGAAAGGCUGAAGAAUUGCUUGCUACCCAUCGCAGCGCUAAAAUGCGUAAAGGCGUCCGAUCAGCAUCAAAAACAUUAUGAAUUGCACAAAAGUAUGUAAUGCAAGUUACAUAGGAUGCAGGUUCCUCAUCUCAUGGCCAGAGUCCAUAGGCGUCUGGGGCCCAACCUGCAACUCAGGGGCCACAUGUGGCCAUUUGGAACUUUCUGAAUGCCUGUUGGGACCCCUGCAGACACUAAUGUGUGUUUCACAAUUGCCCUGUGAAAGCCGUGAUUACCAGUAGUCUCUUGUAAUGUGCUACCUGUCUAUGUCUUCUGAAUCAAGUCCCCGGUCACCAGUAUCUCCUAUACCAUGUUCACAGUCUUACCAUUUUCUCCAGCAUAUCCGCAGUCUCUGAUCAUCUCCUGUAUCAUGUCCGCAGUCUCUGGCCAUCUGUUGUAUCAUGUCUGCAGUC